Messenger RNA from Hibiscus syriacus, 1826 nucleotides. RefSeq lists its product as uncharacterized. Bases 503 to 1702 code for a protein of 399 amino acids. NCBI's taxonomy places the organism in Eukaryota, Viridiplantae, Streptophyta, Magnoliopsida, Malvales, Malvaceae. The record is from RefSeq and is a predicted model, not a curated record. The transcript is spliced from 2 exons.
CAAGUGGCUCGAAUAACAUAGCUGGAGACAGCCUGUCACCAACAAAUUCCCACUCACCUAUUCCCCUAACUUCUCUCCUCUCUCCGCAUCUUGGGCUUUCACUUUACAUCCAGUUUAGGGUUUCCUCGAUCUCCUUCUGUUCGAUUCUGCAUUUCGUCUCCCGACUUCGACGGAUUAAGAUUAUACGUUUCGUUCUUGGGUCAAACAAUUGAAGUCUGAAAGAACGAAAACCUGAAGGUUAGUGGGUGAACUGACUGCAUAUGAAAUUUGUUAGUUUUGAGUCGAUAGCUUGACUUGUGUGGAUCUGUUGGACUGGCAAGAAGAUACAUGAGUUCUGUUGAUAAUGCUGCUUAUUCAUCAUCUUAGGUGGUUAAUCUUUGUAUCAUCCAGUAGCGGUUCAGUAAUUGCUUCUAGAAAUAAUUCUCGGAAGGUAGCUUGUAUGUCAGAGGAUCCUUUGCGUCCAUGCUAGCAGAGAGCAUGCGUGGAAUCUGUGUUUUGGGUGAUGCCCCUGACGAGAAUUUCUGCCGAAGCAUUCGGUGUGUUGACAAUCUCUCUAGUUGCUCUGUUGAUUAUUCUUGGCUUGGUGUGCAUCGGAUACACAUUUUACUUGCGUUCUCAUGUUCUUAGACAAGGAUUUAUACAGCUCAGUUACUUCAGUAGUCCCUGGAUCAUUAGAAUCACAUUCGUUUUGUUCACCAUUUGGUGGGGUUUUGGUGAAAUUAUACGGCUAAAUUUUCUGAGGAGGCAAGGAAGAGUGUUGAAUGCACUUGAUUUCAAAUGGCAAAAGAACGUCUGCAGAUGUUACAUCGUUUCGAAUUUAGGUUUUGCAGAACCUUGCCUCUUCCUCAUUCUCAUGUUUCUUCUUCGUGCACCUUUACAAAAUAUAGACACAGGAAUCCUAAGUCGAAAAUGGAACGGGAAAACAGCAGCAUCUGUUCUCCUUUUCUGCCUCCCGUUGUUUGUUCUUCAACUAUUUCUUGUUUUGAUCGGACCUGAGUUACUAGAUGUUAGGGCAGAGUUACCGCCGUAUUUCACUAGAAUAGCUACCCCGGGUAUUCAAAAUUCUGAUGAUAUAGCUCUUUGCACUUACCCUUUACUGAAUACUAUUCUUCUUGGGCUUUUUGCGACCGUCUUGACUGCCUAUUUAUUAUGGCUCGGAAGGCGGAUUUUGAAAUUGGUUAUCAAUAAGGGUUUGCAGAAGAGAGUUUAUACAUUAAUUUUCUUGAUUUCGACUUUCCUUCCAUUAAGGGUUCUUUUACUUGGCUUAUCCGUUAUAUCUAAACCAGAGCAAUUUCUGUUUGAAGCUCUUUCAUUCUCAGCUUUCCUUGUCAUGCUAUGUUGUGCUGGGGUCUGUAUUGUCAUUCUUGUAUACUGCCCUGUCACGGAUUGUCUAGCCCUCGGGAAUCUUAAUGACUUGGAGUAUCGGAGAAGGGUUGUUCUUGACGAUCAUAACGACACCGCUUCACUCAUUGCUAAUCAGGGUCAUCAUGAAGGAAGUGCUGCAAUGAGCCCCGAGCGGAGUUCCAAUGCCUCUACUAAGCGUGGAUCGAUUUCUUUCCGGACUUUCAUAAGAGAUGAGACCUCAACUGGAGCAUUUGUGGAGCUGAGCCUCUUUUCUCAUAGCCGGGACGGAAGCCCACCAGGCUCGCCUCGUGUUGGCUGGCCAAUGAGAUCUCCUACUACACAUGUUUAUGGACCCUAAACGAAAUGUAGGCAAGGAAACUGAGCUUGGUUGUGGUGAAUAUCAAUUUUGUGGUAAAGAAGAAACUGAUUGUAAAGGGUUUAGCUUUCAAUAAGGAUUUUUAUUAUUGGGUUGUUUUCCUUUU